Molecule: messenger RNA, 1234 nt
Organism: Drosophila gunungcola (fruit fly)
Lineage: Eukaryota; Metazoa; Arthropoda; Insecta; Diptera; Drosophilidae
Product: sulfotransferase 1B1
Biological process (GO): sulfation
Cellular component (GO): cytoplasm
Molecular function (GO): sulfotransferase activity
Source: RefSeq, a predicted model, not a curated record
GGGUGUUUCUCAAGCUGCGUUUAAUGCGGUUUCAACUGCCGUACCGAUCAGUUCGAUCGAUCGUUUCCACACUUGAGUUUUUGACACCUCGCGAUCCACCCCAAAAAAAGAUGCCCCAGUCGAGUUUCUUUGCCAAGAGCGUGCCCUUCGAGCAGAUCGACAAGCUGGCCAUCAGUGGCGGCUACUCCUCGAUCUUCGCGAGCAGUGAGCCCGCGGUUCCGGUGGUCGGCAACUGGGAGCAGCGCUUCUGUCGCCUGGCGGACACCUUUCAGCCGGUCCUGGAUCGCGUCUACGACUUCGAGGUUCGCGAGGAUGAUGUGUGGAUUGUUACCCUGCCGAAGUGCGGCACUACCUGGAUGCAGGAGCUGGCCUGGUUGGUGGUUAAUCAGUGUGAUUUCGAGACGGCCAAGAGCGUGGAUCUGACGCUGAGAUCGCCUUUCCUGGAAUUCAAUGGAGUGGUUCCCAAUGUUCCACAUGACACCAUCGCCGCAGCCAAUGCCCUGCCCUCGCCGCGACUCAUCAAGUCCCAUCUGCCCGCCUGGAUGCUGCCCAGACAAAUCUGGAGCAAGCGGCCCAAGAUCAUCUAUGUGUAUCGCAAUCCCAAGGAUGCCGCCAUCUCGUACUUUCACCACUGGCGCGGAAUGGUGGGCUACCAGGGCACCAAGUCGGACUUCAUGCACUCCUUCAUCGAUGGCUAUGUGAACUUCACGCCCUGCUGGCCGCAUGUCCUCGACUUCUGGCAGCUGCGCCACGAGCCGAACAUAUUCUUCACCAGCUACGAGCGAAUGAAGGGUCAGUUGGGUGCGGUCAUCGCGGAGGUGGCUCAGUUCCUCAAUCGGAAGGUCGGCCCGGAGCAGAUUGAGCAAAUGCAGCGACACCUAUCCUUCGAGAGCAUGCGCGAUAAUCCCGCCUGCAAUCAUGUCAAGGAGUUCGAGAGCAUGAAGGCGGCCGCUGGACGAGAAGUGGAGGAGUUCAGAUUCGUUCGCCGCGGAGUGGUGGGCAGUCACAAGGAUGAGCUCACCGCCGACAUCAUCCGGGAGUUCGAUCUCUGGUCGGACAUCAAUCUGCGGGACUACAAAUUGAACAUGGAUGACUUUGCCAAUUACAGCAAGUUUGCUUCCACGUAAUUCACCUGUUUUGGUAUAAUAUAUAUUUUGUGUAAUCUUUGUUAAUAGCCUGUAAGCUGUGGUGAUAUAUGUUUAAUAAAUAAUUGCUUCCCCUAUACUAUAGGUAA